AUGACGUUGCCAUGGAAACAGUUCCUUCUGUUAUCGAUCAUCGAGUGUUUGACUGACAGUCUGGACAGCGGGUUGUACCAUGGUCCAAGAUGGCGAAUGGAGCCAGGUGAUCUGUUCAUUCCAGUGGACUCCAUAGAGGAAGAGGCGACUCUGACUUGUGAUGCCAAGAGUACCCCACCUCCUCAGUAUAGAUGGUCGCUGAAUGGGACUUUCAUAAAUCUGAGCCUGGAUCGACGGCGGCGUCUGUCAGGGGGCAACCUCAUUAUAAGCAGCCUAGACCGCUACCAGGAUGUAGGCGUCUACCAAUGUAUGGCCUACAACACUGCAGGAGCAAUCCUCAGCAGGAGAGCACAUCUCAAGUUUGCCUACUUGGAUCAUUUCAAAGUGCACACCAGAAGUGCUGUGUCGGUCCGAGAGGGACAAGGAGUGGUGUUGCUUUGCGGAACGCCUACUUCCUCAGGAGAUCUUUCAUAUGCGUGGGUCUUUAAUGAGUACCCAUACUUCGUCCAGCAAGACAAUCGUCGCUUUGUCUCUCAGCAGACAGGAAACCUUUACAUCGCCAAGGUGGAGCCAUCUGACGUAGGCAACUACACUUGCGUUGUGAUGAAUAGCAUCACAAAGGGCAAAGUUCAUAGCUCACCAACAUCUCUCAUUCUCAGGACAGAUGGAGUGAUGGGUGAAUAUGAGCCAAAAAUAGAAGUUAAUUUCCCAGACAAUGUACCCGCAGCAAAAGGAUCAACAGUUACACUGGAGUGUUUCGCUCUCGGGAAUCCUGUCCCAGAGAUCACCUGGAAGAGGGCCAAUGGAGUUCCAUUCCCCAGCAAAGUCAAAAUGAAGUAUGCCAAUGCAGUGUUAGAGAUCCCCAGCUUCCAGCAGGAGGAUACAGGAGGAUAUGAGUGUGUGGUUGAGAAUAAGAUGGGAAAGAAUACAGCCACAGGUCGUCUGGCUUUCUAUGCCAAGCCUCAGUGGAUUCAGACCAUGAAGGACACAGCCCUGGCUAUUGAAGAGAAUUUAAACUGGGAAUGUCGGGCCAGCGGCAAACCCAAACCUAUUCACACGUGGCUGAAGAAUGGCCAGCAGCUACUCUCCAGGGAUAGGAUCCUUGUGAAGGACGGCACUCUGUCUGUGUCUGUGCUAACACUUUCCGAUGCUGGAAUGUACCAGUGUGUGGCCGAGAACGAACACAGCAUUAUAUAUUUUGCUGCUGAACUAAUGGUUUUGGCCUCUCCUCCAGACUUCACAGGGACUGUCCUUCGAGCUUUACUUAAGGCCAAGGCAGGAAGUACAGUUACACUGGAGUGUAAACCCCAAGCAUAUCCCUUGGCCAGCAUUUUAUGGAAGAAAGGAAACCUUCCCAUUCUUACCAAUAACAGAAUCACCCUUUCACCAGAUGGAACACUGAGGCUUGCCAAUGUGAGCAAGUCGGACGCAGGCAGCUACACAUGCUUCGCUAGGAAUAGAUUUGGCAUGUCGAGUACAACUGGAAGGCUUCUUGUUACAGAUCCAACCAGAUUUAUCCAGGGCCCAGUAGACAUGGAAAUUAUCGUAGGCGAGAGUAUCGUGUUACCCUGUCAGGUGACCAGCGAUCCAGUGCUCGACGUUUCUUUUUCAUGGGCCUUCAACGGACAGCUUAUCAUCAGUGAUGACGGUCACUUUGAACUCGUAGGCGGGAGAGGUGCAGGAGACCUGAUGAUCAGGAAUAUUCAGCUAAACCACACAGGCAAAUACAUCUGUGUGGUGGACACAGAUGUGGAAAGCCUCUCAGCCGUGGCUGUAGUGAUCGUAAAAGGCCCGCCCAGCCCACCAGACUCUGUGACAGUGGAGGAGGUGACAGACAGCACCGCCCAACUGGCAUGGACCCCUGGACAGGAUAACGGAAGCCCCCUCAUCAACUACGUCAUUCAGACCAGGACACUUUUCACUGUGGGCUGGCAAAAGGUUAACACAGUCCCAGAAACAAUUGACGGGAGCACACUGACAGCCACUGUGGUGGAUCUUAACGCAUGGAUGGAGUAUGAGUUUCGAGUUCUGGCAAGAAACGGUGUUGGAGUUGGAGAACCCAGCCCUGUGUCAAUCAAGACAAGGACAGAAGAUGCAGUGCCUGAUGCAGCGCCAGGUGAUGUGGGAGGAGGAGGCGGAAGCAGGACAGAGUUGGUCAUCACAUGGGAGCCUGUCCCCGAAGAACUACAGAAUGGUGAAAGCUUUGGUUACAUCAUUGCUUUCCGAGCCUUUGGAGAAGUCAGCUGGACCCACGUAGCCACCUCUGCCCCUGGCGCCUCCCGCUAUGUGUACCGCAAUGAGAGCAUUGCACCCUUCUCCCCAUUCCACGUCAAGGUUGGCACGUAUAACAGCAAAGGGCAGGGUCCCUUCAGCCCUGUGGUCACUAUCUACUCUGCAGAGAUUGAGCCAAGUGGUGUGCCAGUAGGUGUUUGGGCCAGGAGUGUCUCCGCCUAUGAGAUCGAGGUCAAUUGGCAGGCUCUCUCCUUCACCCCUGAAAGGGUUCUCGGCUAUGAGGUCGUGUACUGGGAAGAUGACACAAAACCAGAGACCAUGGGGAAGGUUCGGGUACCAUGGAACCACACCUCUAUUACAGUUAGUGGCUUAGCAGGGCACACACAAUAUUUCCUGACUGUCAGCGCCUUCAACACAGCGGGAACAGGCCCCUUCCUUCCUGCAAUCAAUGUAACCACAAAAAAACCCCCACCCUCCCAACCACCACUGGAUGUUGAAUGGACUCUAAUUGGCUCCCAACUUUCUCUUUACUGGGAGCCAGUCAUUGCACUGGAGUCAGAGUCAGAAGUGACAGGUUACCAACUUUCAUACAGGAGAAGUCAACACAGAGAUGUUAAUACAUUCACAACGACCAAUUCAACAGCUGAGCUGACUCUCCCUGAGGUCGACGACGAAUACAUCAUUUACAUUCAGUCCCUGAGUGAAGGAGGCCUGGGCCCUGCUUCAGAUGCCAUUCGAGUCCACCAGCUUAGUAUGAGUGCUCGUGGCUCAAGAGCCUUGAAUGCGGAAGGAUCUGUGCCCUCCCUUUUCCUUGCCAUUGCAAUAUCAACAAUCAGGUCGACACUGUGA
Molecule: messenger RNA, 3081 nt
Organism: Nerophis lumbriciformis (worm pipefish)
Lineage: Eukaryota; Metazoa; Chordata; Actinopteri; Syngnathiformes; Syngnathidae
Source: RefSeq, a predicted model, not a curated record